Molecule: messenger RNA, 631 nt
Organism: Zymoseptoria tritici IPO323
Lineage: Eukaryota; Fungi; Ascomycota; Dothideomycetes; Mycosphaerellales; Mycosphaerellaceae
Exons: 1
Coding region: 187-597 (136 amino acids)
Source: RefSeq, a predicted model, not a curated record
AACCCUCAGAGUCAGAGCUUCAUACCUGGCCAAGCUGAUGGCCGACCAUUCUCGCCACAUCGCACACCUUAUGCUCCUAAUUCUGCCUUUGGCACUUCUUAUGCACCUCCAUCGCAGCUUCAGCGCCAGUCUUCGAAUCAUUCACCAAGCUCUGGUUUCGGCUCGCCGCAUAAUAAUUCCCCACACAUGACCCAAAGCCGGAUGCACGUCCAGCCCUUGACACAUCCUCUGCCACAGGGUCCUGUCUUUCCUCGCCAACCGUCUCCCAACGUGCCUCUACCGCCAAAACCCACGGUCAACUCGCAGCGAGCGCUCGAGCAUGGUGGCGCAGCGACCGCACCUGGCGCUCAAACAACGCACAUGCAUGGACAGAGCCUGCUCGCCAAGUGGGGCGCGCCGCCUUCACUUCCCGCAAAACCGCCGCCGCCUGUUGAGGCAUUCGACGGUACGAGAUCGGCUCAUGUCCAGCGACAGCCAUUCAACGUAGCAGCAGCAGCCCGGCAACCUGGAGGAUACUCUCCGUAUGGUCCAAGCUCCGCGCAAAUCGUGAAUGGCACUGGGCGAGCUCUGGGAGGAUAUGAGGAAUUCAGAAAAUAGCCAUGAGCAUGUCUUCAAUUGAGAAUGGAUUGAG